AUGCCCGAUCACGCCAGCCAAAUAUCCGACUGUGUACCCUACAUGGCAAAUGGAGAGUAUGCCAGCUCUUAUGAAGAGGGUCGUUCACCAAUGCUGGCUGCGGAGCAUCGCCAGGUUCCGGAAAUUGUCUCCUACUCCCCCCAGAGAGGCUCUGAAGGUACUCGAGUUUUCGUCCAGAUUCAAUCCCCGUACGAUCUCCACACAUCAAAUUACGCAACUGUCUAUCUCGUGUUCGGCUCGAAAAAGUGUGACUGCGUGCCGCACUUUCUCGGCUUCCAGGGCCCUUUGUUUCAGUAUGCACUGUCCGUCGAUACGCCUCCAUUCAGCUCCACUGGGUCGCCGUCGUUGGCGGUCCCCCUGCAAGUGAUCAUGGACCACAAUGAUUGCCAUGCAGUCACUCUACAAGUGGGUGUUUACACCUUCGAGCAUGCUACGAUGCAGUCUCCAUCGGACGAAUCCCGGAAGCGGAGAGUUCCUUCAUACUCGGACGAGGCUCUCUCGAGGGCACCCAAACGAGUUAUUGCCCCACCAAUGCACGCAAAGGAACAGCCCACCGUGUCUUCUGCGACCUACUCUCCAUAUAUGCAGUCCUUGCCUGCCAUGAGUAGCUUUGUCACCCCUCAUCAUGCGGCUGCCUCACCGAGGGUUCCGCCCACCCAGUACUCCGCCUUGUCGACUACGUCCCAAGCCUCCAUUCGAGCCCCAUCGCCUAUCACACCAUCAUAUAGCCCAUCGUUUCUUUCGGUGGCCAACGAUGCUAGAAGCACAAGCUAUGCAGUGAGCCACGCUUUCCGCCAUCAAAACCAACCCUCACCUGGGAGGUUUGGAAAUCCAACGCUGAUCCGGACGUCGACGUUACAGCAAUCAGGCGCUUAUGGCCAGACACAGUCUUUCAACCCCUAUGCUAUGUGUCCGACGAAGGCGGUCCUGAAGUUGAACGGUGAUCUGGAUGUGAUGACUGAAAGCUGGUCCCGAGAGGAACGUGACGCGAAACGUCGCCUCGUCCAAUUUACACGGAUGCAAAGUGGUAGCACGAUCCACGCAGAUUUCAAGCCAGUAGCUCCCGAGGACCGAGCCCCAAACAGCAUCUGCAUUAGCUGUAUCUACUGGGAUGGGAAGGACGAAUGCUUCGUCACCAGCGUUGACACCAUCUAUUUGCUCGAGUCCUUGGUAGGGGUUCGUUUCACGGUAGAGGAGAAGAACCGGAUCCGGCGGAAUCUGGAAGGCUUCAGACCUCUUACUGUCUCCAAGGCCAAGGCAGAUAGUGAGGACUUCUUCAAAGUUAUCAUGGGUUUCCCGGCGCCGAAGCCAAGAAACAUCGAGAAGGACGUGAAGGUUUUCCCUUGGAAAAUCCUUAGCCACGCCUUGAAGAAAAUCAUCGGGAAAUAUUCUGCCAGCUACUCUUCGAUUUCUGGAACAUUAGCUACCCCGAUCGGUUCAACCUACACCAGCAAUGGAGCGGCUUCUGAUUCAGGAACUGAACCUCCGAACGCUGCAUCCCCUCAGUCAGUCUCGGACACUGCUGCUCCGAGCACGUACGGUACCAGCAUCACUGCUUCGACCUACACACCUCCUCCCAUGACAGGGCCCCCCGAAUUGCGGGGCGGGCUGCCUUCUGUCAGCCAGCCCUAUCCGGCGUUGGCCACGCCGUAUUCCUACCCGCCUGUCUGUCAGCAGCAGAGCCAAAUCGGGCUCACUGCCCCUGUCAGCAGCCGGGCCUGGGAACUGAAUCCUCUCCUCACGUCUGCGGCAGGCACCGGAGCCCCUAGCGGCAGCGCUUGCUACAACUAUCUCACCCCGAUGCCGUAUUCCGUGCAUGACCAGGCCCACGGGCCUUGA
Molecule: messenger RNA, 1839 nt
Organism: Aspergillus sclerotioniger CBS 115572
Lineage: Eukaryota; Fungi; Ascomycota; Eurotiomycetes; Eurotiales; Aspergillaceae
Gene: medA
Product: transcriptional regulator medA
Exons: 2
Coding region: 1-1839 (612 amino acids)
Cellular component (GO): nucleus
Source: RefSeq, a predicted model, not a curated record